CUAUAGAAAUGUUUUAUUAGUACAUCAAAUAGUAGUCGAGUUUUGAAAGUUUCUUUGAGCCAAAAUGCGUGUUUACAAUCCAACGGUUGUCAAGUCAAACCCAUGAGAGAGAAACAGAGGAAACGGAGAAGGGAAGAAGAAAGAGAGAUCCAAGUCAAUGUUCAAAGCUUUUGGGCCGAGUUAAAAAUCAUCUACUAGGACAAUUCUUCCUUAUUACUGAUUCUCAACACAUUUGCCUUCUUUCUUCUGCUUCAUCUUCUUCUUAUUGCAUUCCACCCCAACACCCAUAUAUAUAUCUCUGCCAUAUAAUUUUUAAUGAUCUUUUUGUAUCCAAUUAGCUGUACAUUAGUAGACAAGGCCUUCUUUGUUUCUGAGUCAUUUUUGUUUCAAAUAUUAGAGCUUGUUUCUCGGAAAUAUUGAGGUGGGAUUGUUGGAAAAACAAGUUUGAUGAUUUCAAGGAUAUUCUUCUGAAUCCUUAAGGUUUUCUGUUUCUGUGUCUUUUUGGAUUCUUUCUUUGUUGUUGUACCUUUGUAGCUCCUGUCUGCAUAUUUUCGUAUUCUUCAUCUGGGUUGUGCUUGUUGCUUGAUUUGGGAACUUUUCAGCUAAAAAGCCUUGUCUGGGGUUCUGUUUCUUGGAUAAAUUUGUUUAUUCUUUUGGGUGGGGUGUGGGAAAUUUUUCAUUUUUGGGCCUUUUUUGGGCUCUGGCUUCUCUAUUCAAGACUGUUGUUGGCAGAAAGAGCUGCAUUUUCAGUUCAAAAUUGCAACUUUGGAAGGCUAAACCUUUUGAGAUUUUGAAGUGGAGGAGUUAUUAGUUUGACGUUGACUCCAAUGGCACCAAAAGACAGAAACAGAGAUGGUAAAAAAAAGAAGCUGCAUUUCAGCAAGAUCUACUCAUUUAGAUGUGGAAGAGGAGGUUUUAAAGAAGACCAUGGUAGUAUUGGAGGACCAGGAUUUUCAAGAGUGGUAUAUUGCAACGAACCAGCUGAUUUUGAAGCUGGUUUAAGGAAUUAUCCUGGGAAUUAUGUCAAGAGUACAAAGUAUACAGUUGCCUCUUUUUUCCCUAAAGCUUUGUUUGAGCAGUUUAGGAGAGUGGCUAAUUUUUAUUUUCUCGUUGUUGGUACAUUGGCCUUCACACCUUUAGCUCCUUAUAGCGCUGUUAGUGCUAUUAUUCCUCUAAUAAUUGUUAUUGGAGCGAGUAUGGUGAAAGAAGGUAUUGAAGACUGGCGCCGACAACAGCAGGAUAUGGAGGUUAACAAUAGAAAAGUUAAAGUACACCAUGGUGAUGGGCUUUUCCAAAAUACAGAAUGGAAAAAUCUCAGAGUUGGGGAUAUAGUUAAAGUGGAGAAGGAUGAAUUCUUUCCGGCAGACCUGCUUCUGCUUUCGUCCAGUUAUGAUGAUGCAGUUUGCUAUGUUGAGACCAUGAAUCUUGAUGGCGAGACGAAUCUGAAACUUAAACAGGGAUUGGAGGUAACUUCAUUCAUGAAUGAGGACGUAAACUAUAAAGAUUUUAAGGCACUUGUCAAAUGCGAAGAUCCAAAUGCUAAUUUGUACACUUUUGUUGGAAGUAUGGAAUUUGAAGAGCAACAACAUCCUCUUUCUCCUCAACAAUUACUACUUAGAGACUCAAAACUGCGAAACACAGACUAUAUUUAUGGGUCUGUUAUCUUCACUGGUCAUGAUACCAAGGUCAUUCAGAAUUCCACUGAUCCCCCAUCAAAGAGAAGCAAAAUUGAGAAGAAAAUGGAUAAGAUCAUUUACUUCUUGUUUGGUGUCUUGUUCACGAUAGCUUUUGUUGGAUCAAUUUACUUUGGCAUUGUAACGAAAAAGGACUUGGAUAAGGGACAUAAUAGAUGGUAUCUGAGACCAGACAGUGCCAAAAUUUUCUUUGAUCCCAAGAGAGCUCCUGCUGCUGCAACAUAUCACUUUUUGACAGCCCUGAUGUUGUACAGCUACUUGAUUCCAAUCUCCUUGUAUGUGUCAAUAGAAAUUGUGAAAGUUCUUCAGAGCAUGUUCAUUAAUCAAGAUAUCCACAUGUAUUAUGAGGAAACUGACAAGCCAGCGCACGCACGCACCUCAAAUUUAAAUGAAGAACUUGGUCAAGUAGAUACAAUACUUUCUGAUAAGACGGGGACAUUGACCUGCAACUCCAUGGAAUUCAUCAAGUGCUCUGUGGCUGGGACUGCUUAUGGGCGCGGUGUUACUGAGGUAGAGAGAGCGAUGGCAAAGAGAAAUGGCUCUCCUUUAAUGGUAAAUGGAAAGGAUGUUGUUGAGGAUUCCCCUAAGAGUGCCACAAAGUCAUCUAUUAAAGGCUACAAUUUUGAUGAUGAGAGGAUUGCGGACAGCAAUUGGGUGAAUGAGCUCCAUGCUGAUGUCAUACAGAAGUUCUGUCGCUUAUUGGCAGUCUGCCAUACUGCUAUACCUGAAAUGGAUGAAGAAACCGGAAAGGUUUCAUAUGAAGCUGAAUCACCCGAUGAGGCAGCUUUUGUGAUUGCUGCAAGAGAACUUGGAUUUGAAUUCUAUAGGAGGACGCAAACUACUGUUUCAGUGAAUGAGUUGGAUACAUCAUCUGGCAAGAAAAUUGAGAGGGAAUAUAAACUUCUAAAUGUUUUGGAGUUUAACAGCACUAGAAAGCGGAUGUCUGUUAUAGUAAAGGAUGAGGAAGGAAAGAUUCUAUUGCUCUCUAAAGGUGCUGACAGCGUCAUGUUUGGAAGGCUUGGAAAAAAUGGAAGGGAAUUUGAAGAUCAAACCAGGGAACAUGUUAAUGAGUAUGCUGAUGCAGGACUUAGAACUUUGCUACUGGCUUAUCGGGUGCUCAGUGAGGAAGAGUACAAAAUAUUCAAUGAAAAAUUUCUAGAGGCCAAGAAUUUAGUCACUGCUGAUCGUGAGGCAUUGAUUGAUGAAGUGACAGAGACAAUUGAGCAAGAUUUAAUUCUUCUGGGUGCAACAGCUGUUGAGGACAAACUUCAACCUGGGGUUCCUGAAUGCAUUGACAAGCUUGCUCAAGCAGGCAUAAAAUUGUGGGUUCUGACUGGAGAUAAGAUGGAAACUGCAAUUAAUAUAGGUUUUGCCUGUAGUUUGCUUAGACAAGGAAUGAAGCAGAUAAUAAUCACAUUAGAGACCCCUGAAAUCAUAGCUCUUGAAAAAGGGGAUGACAAGAAUGCUAUUGCAAAGGCUUCAAGGCAGAGCGUCAUCCAGCAGAUUACUGAGGGAAAGGCUCAGGUUAGGUCAAGCUCUGAGGCAUUUGCUUUGAUAAUUGAUGGGAAAUCUCUUGCUUAUGCAUUAGAAGAUGAUACAAAGAAUUUAUUUCUGGAGCUUGCAAUCAGCUGUGCAUCUGUUAUUUGUUGUCGAUCAUCACCAAAGCAGAAGGCAUUGGUUACAAGACUUGUUAAAGAUGGAACCAAGAAGACAACAUUAGCCAUUGGUGAUGGAGCGAAUGAUGUGGGAAUGCUUCAAGAAGCUGACAUCGGAAUUGGAAUUAGUGGUGUUGAAGGAAUGCAGGCUGUCAUGUCAAGUGAUGUUGCAAUUGCUCAGUUUCGAUUUUUGGAGCGCUUACUUCUGGUGCACGGACAUUGGUGCUACCGAAGGAUUUCUUCAAUGAUAUGCUACUUCUUCUAUAAGAACGUCACAUUUGGUUUUACUGUAUUUCUAUAUGAGGCAUAUGCAUCAUUCUCUGCCCAGCCGGCAUACAAUGAUUGGUUUUUGACCCUUUACAACAUUUUCUUCACAUCACUUCCAGUCAUCGCUUUGGGAGUUUUUGAUCAGGAUGUAUCUGCUCGGUUUUGUCUGAAGUUCCCAAUGCUGUACCAAGAAGGUGUACAGAAUCUUCUCUUCAGCUGGCGCCGCAUUAUUGGCUGGAUGCUAAAUGGCGUUUGCAGUGCUGUUAUUAUCUUCUUUUUAUGCACUAAAGCGCUAGAUCCACAGGCCUUCAACAAGAAUGGAAAAGUUGCAGGAUUCGCGGUCUUGGGCACAACUAUGUACACUUGUGUUGUUUGGGUUGUGAAUUGCCAGAUGGCUCUCGCUGUCAGUUACUUCACCUUAAUACAACAUAUCUUUAUCUGGGGUGGAAUUGCUUUAUGGUACCUUUUCCUCCUGGCAUAUGGAGCCAUAACUCCCAAGUAUUCCUCUACUGCAUACAAGCUCUUCAUUGAAGCCCUUGCCCCUGCCCCAGCAUUCUGGAUAGUCACAAUCUUUGUGGUUAUUUCGGCGCUGAUCCCUUACUUCUGUUACAAUGCAAUUCAAAUGCGGUUCUUUCCCAUGUACCAUGGGAUGAUACAGUGGAUAAGGCGUGAGGGGCGCUCAGAUGACCCUGAAUACUGCAAUAUGGUGCGACAGAGAUCAAUACGCCCCACGACUGUGGGUUUUACUGCACGUUCUAUGGCAAGAACGAAUCCGCUGGAUGGUAGGAAGCAAAACCACAGAUAACAUAUACAGGUCCCUCUUACUUUGAGCUGCUGUAGACUCUGAACCUCUGAAUUUUGCUGUAAAUUCAGAACUGUAAACGGUGUAUAUGAUACUGCGGCUGUCGCUACUUAUUGGCCCAUGGCCAUUGACUCCCAAGAUUAGCAAGUUCAAAGAUGAAACAGCAUUCAGCUGUACCAUCUGUGGAAGUAGCAGAAACAAGCCCAGGAAGUUUGUAAAUGUUGAUAAUUAGCGAUAGAAGCUAUGAUAUAUUCAUUCGUUUUAAAUGUGUAUUUUGUAAAUUAUCGAUAUAUACAUCAUAGAAAGGCAGAGUUAUGGAUUCUUUCAUGGGGAAGGGAUAGUUUUUCCUUCCAAUCCGGCCCUCUUGUUCAUGGUUUACUCUUCUGUAAUAGCAGUUCAUAUCUUUUGAACAAUAAAGAAGUUCUAAUCUCUCAUUCGAACUCGCCA
Molecule: messenger RNA, 4865 nt
Organism: Coffea arabica (coffee)
Lineage: Eukaryota; Viridiplantae; Streptophyta; Magnoliopsida; Gentianales; Rubiaceae
Source: RefSeq, a predicted model, not a curated record